Molecule: messenger RNA, 930 nt
Organism: Lachancea meyersii CBS 8951
Lineage: Eukaryota; Fungi; Ascomycota; Saccharomycetes; Saccharomycetales; Saccharomycetaceae
Source: the annotation of a GenBank genome assembly
AUGACAAAAAAAGUGCUGUCGAUCCAAUCGCACGUAGUGCACGGCUACGUGGGCAACAAAGCAGCCACCUUUCCUUUGCAGUAUCGUGGCUGGGACGUGGAUGCUCUCAACACGGUACAAUACUCAAAUCACCCCGGGUAUGGCCAUUUUGACGGCUUUCGAUCGCGGGCCCAGGAUCUACGGGAAAUCAUAGAAAAAGGACUCCUGGAGGGUCUGCAACAAAAAUAUGACGCAUUACUUACCGGGUAUCUGCCAGAUCCCGAAGCCCUACGCGAAAUUGGCGACGUGCUCGCAACUCUGUGCGAGUCAGACUCCGAAAUAAAGUGGAUUUUGGACCCUGUUCUUGGCGACAACGGCAGGCUUUACGUGUCGCCAGACGCUGUGCCCGCUUACAAAGAGAUCUUGCUGAGAGGUACCGUGUAUCUGGCCACACCCAACCAGUUUGAAAUGGAAACGUUGACUGGCGUUCAGAUCACAGACCUGGCCACGCUCAAGCUCUCAAUAACUCGAUUUCACGAGCUGUACCCAAAAGUACCCAAUGUGCUGGUCACAAGCGUUAUGUCCAGCACACUCGAUCAAGACACCAUGAUCUGCGCCUGCAGCGAACUCUCGAAGCCCGACUCUGCACGUUAUUUCAGUGUCCCGAAGAUCGAUGUCCAUUUCAGUGGCAGCGGAGACCUCUGCAGCGCCCUGCUGCUGGACAUCUUUCUGCGGCAACCCAGCGAAGCUCUAGACCUGGCUCGCGCCGCUAACGAGGUUUUGUCGCUAGUCGACAACAUUUUGAAGAGAACACUGCAGCUUCACCUCGACACACAACAAAAAGCAUUGGGACAGGAUCGUCCCCGUAAGAUAAACGACUUGAGACUGAUAGAAUCCCGCGAUCUUCUGGACGGUAGCGGAGAGCUCAAGUACACACCAAUGGUGUUGUAG